This is a messenger RNA of Chara braunii, 590 nucleotides long. NCBI's taxonomy places the organism in Eukaryota, Viridiplantae, Streptophyta, Charophyceae, Charales, Characeae. The record is from the annotation of a GenBank genome assembly.
ACCCUCUUUGCCUUGUGCUCCGGUCUCACGUGCCGAUGCCGCAUCACUAUUUUCUUGACCUCCUUGACUCCUUUCUUCCUGCGGCGCGACCCACCGGUCCUGACAACGUGGAGGAAGAGGAGGAGAAUGAGGAGGAAGAUGAAGAGGAGGAGGAGAAGGUGGAGGAGGAGGAGGAAGAAGAGGAGGAGGAGGGCGAGGAGUACAAGGAGGAAGAGGAGGAGGAGGAAGAGGAGGAGGAGGAAGAGAAGGAGGAGGAAGAGGAGGAGGAGGAAGAAGAAGAAUAUGAGGAGGAGGAGGAGGAGAAGGAGAGGGAGGAGAAGAAGGUGGAGGAGGAGGAGGACAAGGAGGCCGACAAUGUUGACAACGACGAGAGGAAAGAGGAGCAAGACGAGGAGAAGGAGGAGAACGAGGACGAGGAGGAGGAGGAGGUGGAGGGGGGGCACUUGACCUUCUCAUUACUGGAGGAGGAGGAGGAGGGUUCGCGGGAUUCUCUCGAAUGUAUUUAAAAAUAAGGUUUAUAUUAAACCCCAUGUUAAUGUCACAGUGAAUUUUUUUUUUUGUACAACCAUUGAUAAAUGCAUGAUUGAAGU